Messenger RNA from Linderina pennispora, 1400 nucleotides. Its product is annotated as cyclopropane-fatty-acyl-phospholipid synthase. The record is from RefSeq and is a predicted model, not a curated record. The transcript is spliced from 2 exons. NCBI's taxonomy places the organism in Eukaryota, Fungi, Kickxellomycota, Kickxellomycetes, Kickxellales, Kickxellaceae. Gene Ontology annotation, biological process: lipid biosynthetic process. The annotation marks the transcript as partial.
ACCAUCGAGGCUGGCUUCAACAAGCUGAGCCGCAUGAUGUUUGGAUCGUCGUGGUCAUAUCUUAUCCCUGCUGUCAAAGAGCAGAUUGCUCAGGCCCUCAGUGGAGCUAAUGUCGGCUCGCUGACCAUCGUUGAAGGUGACGAGUCCACGACCUUUGGCAACUCCUCCGACCAUGGCCCACACGUCGUCAUCACUGUCCUCAGUGAGCAGUUCUGGGUGCGCCUGAUGCUGGUGCAGGACCUGGGCUUUGCUGAGGCGUACAUGGCUGGCGAAAUCACUGUCAACAGCCUGGUCGAUUUUGUGCGCUUCUACAUCUACAACCGCGAUGUGCUUGACUCGUCCAACGCCUCGCCCAUCGUCACCUCGCUGAUGUAUCUGGCCAACACGCGCUUCGGCAACUCGCUGCUCAACAGCACCAGCAACAUCAGCGCGCACUACGAUCUGGGCAACGAGAUGUUUGAGAUGUUCCUCGAUGCCACCAUGACGUACUCGUGUGGGAUUUGGGCUGGGCCCGACGACACGCUGGAGGCGGCGCAGAUCCGCAAGCUGGAUAUGCUCAUCGACAAGGCGCACUUGCGGCCCACCGACUACGUGCUCGACCUCGGGUGCGGCUGGGGCUCGCUUUCCAUGCGGGCAGUCGAGCGGACUGGGUGCCGCGUUCUCGGAAUCACACUGAGCACCGAGCAGAAGGAAAUUGCCGAGCAGCGCAUCGCGCAGGCUGGCAUGAGCGACCGCAUCGAGAUCAAGCUGAUCGACUACCGCAACCUCGACCCGGCCGAGUACCAGUUCGACAAGAUCAUCUCGCUGGAGAUGGUGGAGCAUGUCGGGUUUGACUACCUGCCGGUGUACUUUGAGCAGUGCAGCCGGCUUCUGAGCGCACACCACGGCGUGAUGGUGCUGCAGGCAAGCACAAUGAACGAGGAGCGGUACGAGGCGUACAAGCACAGCGUCGACUUCAUCAACAAGCACAUCUUCCCAGGUGGCCACUGCCCGAGCGUGUCGGCGCUGGUGUCGGCGGCAACCAAAGGCAGCAAGGGGUCUCUGAUGCUGGAGAGUGCAGCCAACUUCCCGGACCACUAUGCACGCACACUGCGUGCGUGGCGCGAGCGGUUCCUGCAUGGAUACGACAAGGUCCUGUCCGAGGUUGCUCCCAAGAACCCCCAGCUGAUCCUGCAGGAGCGCGAUCUAAACACCUUGGACGCAAGUGAGUCAGCUGACAAAUGCAUAGAGCUUGCCAAGAUCGACAGCGAGAAGAGUGAUAUGCAGUCUGCGGAACAAACUGCCAGCUAUAACGACGUGUUCCGGCGCAAAUGGGAGUACUAUUUUGCGUACUGUGAGGGCGCAUUUGCAACACGCACGCUUGGCUGCACACAGCUUGUGUUCACACGCACCUACAACGA